Sardina pilchardus (European sardine) is the source of this 1050-nucleotide messenger RNA. Its product is annotated as green-sensitive opsin-3-like. Gene Ontology annotation, biological process: cellular response to light stimulus; G protein-coupled receptor signaling pathway; phototransduction. Gene Ontology annotation, cellular component: plasma membrane; photoreceptor outer segment. NCBI's taxonomy places the organism in Eukaryota, Metazoa, Chordata, Actinopteri, Clupeiformes, Clupeidae. The transcript has 5 exons. Gene Ontology annotation, molecular function: G protein-coupled photoreceptor activity. Bases 13 to 1050 code for a protein of 345 amino acids. The record is from RefSeq and is a predicted model, not a curated record.
AGCAACAGCAAAAUGAAUGGAUUUGAGGGUGACAACUACUACAUACCUAUGUCCAACCGGACAGGGUUGGUGAGGAAUCCUUUUGAAUACGAGCAGUACUACCUCGGGGAUCCUUGGCAAUACAAGUUUCUUGCUUUCUACAUGUUCUGCCUCAUCUGCACUGGCUUCCCCAUCAAUGGCAUGACUCUUCUGGUCACAGCGCUGCACAAGAAACUUCGACAACCUCUUAACUAUAUUCUGGUUAACCUCGCUGUGGCUGGUAUGAUCAUGGUACUCUUUGGUUUCACGAUUACCAUCACUUCUGCAGUAAAUGGCUAUUUCUAUUUUGGACCCAUGGGCUGUGCUGUGGAGGGCUUCAUGGCAACCCUAGGAGGUGAAGUAGCUCUUUGGUCACUGGUGGUUCUUGCUGUCGAAAGAUACAUUGUUGUGUGCAAGCCUAUGGGAAGCUUCAAAUUCUCUGACACUCAUGCCCUGGCGGGAAUAGCAUUCACCUGGGUCAUGGCUAUGUCCUGUGCGGCCCCCCCACUGGUUGGCUGGUCAAGGUACAUCCCUGAGGGCCUGCAGUGCUCCUGUGGACCAGACUACUACACCUUGAACGAAAAGUACAACAAUGAGUCAUAUGUCAUCUACAUGUUUGUUGUUCACUUCUUCCUCCCUGUCAUUGUCAUCGUCUUCACUUAUGGCAGCCUCGUGUGCACAGUCAAGGCGGCUGCAGCAGCGCAACAGGAAUCAGCUUCCACACAGAAGGCUGAGAGGGAGGUGACACGGAUGUGCGUCCUGAUGGUGGUUGGCUUCCUGGUAGCUUGGACACCUUAUGCCACUGUGGCAGCCUGGAUCUUUUUCAAUAAGGGAGCUCCUUUCACUGCCCAGUUCAUGGCCAUCCCUGCCUUCUUCUCCAAGAGCUCAUCAAUAUUCAACCCUUGCAUCUAUGUACUUUUGAACAAGCAGUUCCGAAGCUGCAUGCUCUCUACCGUCUUUGGGAAAGCUAUGGAGGAUGAGACCUCUGUUUCGACCAGCAAGACAGAAGUAUCCAGUGUGGGCCCAGCAUAA